AUUAAAUGCAUUUAACUGACACUCCUUCAGUUCCAUCUGCCCUCGUUUUAUUUGAACAAUAACGUGGUAGCACAGACAUGUGGCGCCUUCUUUCAGAGGAUAUCCGUUGCAUGUUAUUUCAUUACACAAACUGCAGACGCAGGCGGAUAAACCAUCUAGCGGUGCCAUAAAAAGUGCCGUUGCUGUUCUCCGCUUUCCAACCAUCCUGUUUGUCGAGUGAUCAAAAUUCAGUCGGGCGCAUUUUGGCGGAACUUCUGCAUCUUCUGUUCCAGUGAUGGCGUAUCUGUUUUCAUUCCUGAUCGUAUUUGUUGUCCUAGGUUUGUCAUCUGCUAGCCCUACUAAUAUUGAGCGACGAAUGAAGAAACAAGUCGUGGAUUUUAAUCUCGACAUCAUCGAGGGUGGAAUUGGCUACACUGAGAAAAUCGAGGUGGAUCUUGAAAAACAAACAGAAUUGUUUCAAGUUCCUACUCAUCCUGGUGUGGAUCGCAGCGAUGUGUUGCACGAUUUCAAAAACAAUUUGACCAUGCUGCGCUUCCCGAAAAGCAAGAUCUGUUACCUGUUUCCUCUCGUAAAACGUCAAUCGAGGCCAGAGAAGCUGAUAAGAGACCAUAAGAGGGCUCAGAAGAUGAAUAUUACAGAGACAAGACGCGUGUACAGCAGGUGGGUUUUGGAUGGAGAAGUUACUGAUCGGUCAUGGCUUGGUGAAGAGCUGAACGACUUUUGCGCUCAGUACACGAUAUACCACGUGACUGAGGAACGGGAACACGAUACCGAAGAACAAACUGAAAGCGGAACAUCGCCAAAUAGGGUGAGACGUCAGUCUAAGAGUGGUCUGAAUGAUACGAAACUGUGCCCAGGAGGAUUGGACUUGAAUAGCGCCCUACAAGUAUGUUCCGAGCCCAAAAAAGAAUGCGACCAAACCCUCAUGUGUUUCGAGAUUUCCAGAUGCCACGACUUUUGGAGACGCCGGCGUUCGUUGCCAUUUUGGUUCUCAUACGGCGGCUGCUGGAAUGAUCACGACACUAGAAAUAUUGUCGAAUGUUGCAGUUACGUUUGUAAUGAUAUUGAUGAACCAACCACAGGAACGGUGGAAAACAUAGGCUCAGAAGUUUUGUAGAGGCAUCUUUAAAUAUUUGGCCAAUUUAGCUUUCUAGAGAUACAGAACAAAACAAGCGAUGCUAUUAUUUCAAAUAUCUGGCCUCAAUUGAUUAAAAAUAUCUAGUUUCUUCA
Messenger RNA from Pocillopora verrucosa, 1230 nucleotides. RefSeq lists its product as uncharacterized. Gene Ontology annotation, biological process: regulation of cell population proliferation. The record is from RefSeq and is a predicted model, not a curated record. Lineage: Eukaryota; Metazoa; Cnidaria; Anthozoa; Scleractinia; Pocilloporidae.